Parascedosporium putredinis is the source of this 1119-nucleotide messenger RNA. The record is from the annotation of a GenBank genome assembly. Lineage: Eukaryota; Fungi; Ascomycota; Sordariomycetes; Microascales; Microascaceae.
AUGCCGUCGAUAGAAUCUCUGGCGCAAGGAGCAUCGCCACCUCACAACCCCACCACCCGCGAAGACGCACCCUCAUUCCCGCCAGUAACUCGAGAGCACAUUCUCAACUGCUCCUACGACAAAUGGUUCCCUAAAUAUAAGUCUUCUUGCAUAAAAUCCCGAAUCAUCCCUCUCCCGCCCGACUUCGUCGCCUACCUGCGCGAAGAUGGUAUAAUACUCGCCGACGACGACGACGAAACCCCGACGAUGGCGCGCAAUCGGACGAGGAUGCACGAGGACGACGGCUCGGACGACUCGGACGACGACUCACCGACCCCGGUCCCGCCAAAUCGUCGCUUUCCCGAGCUCCACGCCAAGAUAACCGAGACUAUCCAGGAACUCGGGGGCAGUGUGGUACCCAAGCUCAACUGGUCGUCGCCCAAGGACGCCACGUGGAUAUCACCCUUCAACAACCUCAAAUGCACGACAGCCAAUGACAUUUACCUCUUGAUAAAGAGUUCCAGCUUCGCGAGCCACGACCUGGAGCACCCCUUUGACGGCUGCGCUCCGGCCUCUCAACCCCUGCCCUUUACACCCGUUUUGGUCCUCCGCCCUCAUUUCCCUAUCCAGCCCUCGCUUGAGUUUAGGUGUUUUGUCAAACAGCGGAGCCUCGUCGGGAUCUCGCAGCGAGACGUCAACCAUUUCGAAUUCCUCGGAAAGCUCCGGCCACUCAUCACCUCCCGGAUUCAAAAGUUCUUCUCUGAGAAGCUACAGACCUCCUUCCCGGACCCGUGCUUCAUCUUCGACGUGUACAUUCCAGAAGACGCAUACGCCACGGAUGAUCUAGGAAAGGUAAGGUUGAUGGACAUCAAUCCAUGGGCGCCCCGGACCGAUACCCUCCUUUUCGACUGGGGAGAGCUUCUCGACAUGCGCCGCCGGGAGACUACGGAUGAAGACGACGUGGAUAUUCUCGAGCCCGAGAUGCGGCUCAUCGAAAAGGACGACCCGGCCGCCUUCAAUUUUAGCUCAACGCAGUAUUCUGCACACAAACUCCCGAAAGAGGUUGUCGAUGCGAGCAUGGCGGGCGAGGGGGCUUGGCCGAAUAACAGCACGGAUUCUACGCCUCUGAACCGAAACUGA